Messenger RNA from Oryzias melastigma (Indian medaka), 720 nucleotides. Its product is annotated as probable serine/threonine-protein kinase samkC. The coding region runs from base 37 to 687 and encodes 216 amino acids. NCBI's taxonomy places the organism in Eukaryota, Metazoa, Chordata, Actinopteri, Beloniformes, Adrianichthyidae. The transcript has a single exon. The record is from RefSeq and is a predicted model, not a curated record.
AAAACAAAAACAUUAACCAGGAAUUGAGGCAUCACGAUGAUCCCGUCAAGGAGCAAUGUGUGGGUCUCGGUCCCUCCUGGUAAUCAGCCUGAUACCUGCCACCUGCUUCCCACAGCAUUUAAGCCUUCUCCUCCCCUUCCUCCUCGCCAGGAAGUUGUCUUCACAACGCCAAGCCAAGCUCGCUUCGUGCAUCACGCCAAGCCAAGCUCGUCUCGUGCAUCACGUCAAGCCAAGCUCGUCUCGUGCAUCACGCCAAGCCAAGCUCGCAUCACGCCAAGCCAAGCUCGCCUCGCAUUAAGCCAAGCUCGCCUCGCAUCAAGCCAAGCUCGCAUCACGCCAAGCCAAGCUCGCAUCACGCCAAGCCAAGCUCGCCUCGCACCAAGCCAAGCUCGCCUCGCACCAAGCCAAGCUCGCCUCGCACCAAGCCAAGCUCGCCUCGCACCAAGCCAAGCUCGCCCCGCACCAAGCCAAGCUCGCCCCGCACCAAGCCAAGCUCGCCCCGCAUCAAGACAAGCUCGCCCCGCAUCGAGCCAAGCUCGCCCCGCAUCAAACCAAGCUCGCUCCUCAUCACAUCACGUCAAGCCUACCUUACAAACGCCAAGCCGGUCUUCUUCCUCUCGCCAGCCCUCCGUUCCACUGCCAACCUUCCUCCGUAUAUUCCAACAAACUCCCGGAGUUCAAGAGUGAGUUUCACCCAUAUACUGUAUUCACCGCCUUGCC